Akanthomyces muscarius is the source of this 1308-nucleotide messenger RNA. RefSeq lists its product as uncharacterized. The transcript is spliced from 3 exons. Lineage: Eukaryota; Fungi; Ascomycota; Sordariomycetes; Hypocreales; Cordycipitaceae. Bases 1 to 1308 code for a protein of 435 amino acids. The record is from RefSeq and is a predicted model, not a curated record.
AUGCUUCGCCGCACAAUGGAUGUUGACAAAUGGCUUGGGUCGGUCAACCUCUACGAGGCUGCUCAAAUCUGGGCGCGAUUUAACAGCGCAUGCGAGCCGCAUAAAAUGGUCUUGUGGAGCGGCAUUGAGUUUGAGCAAGCGGAGGAUUGGGCCCGCAAACAUGAUCGAAAGACACUGACACAGGCGAUGGGUCCGUUGAUGGACAAGUCGAACCCAAGUUGCCGCCGCAACAUAAAGGACGAUUACCAGUGGUGUCUCUAUGUGCACGCCGCAUCCAUUCUCUUUGCCGUCUUUAUCAGCACGGGCAGCGAAGUGGUUGUGCUGGCGCGCCAUCCACCCCAGCGAUUCAACCCAUACUACGAGUCGUACUAUCAGAACAUCGAAGAGCCAUGGUUCACCGCUUGCUGUGAUCCCGACAAGUUUAAAAUCAUGUUGGCUCACCCGCAAAUCGAGGGCGCCGGAGACUGCCUCUACCAUUACUGGCCCGUUGACAGGGUUGAUGAAUGGAAAAGGAUGUUCCCGCAUCCAAAAGUUCUAACGCCCCGGCCAUGGCCGCAUCAUACCUGGGACUCUGUCAAGACGUCCGAGUGUCAAGAAACGGAUCUCAGGCGUGAAAAGCAUACCAUCAUGGAGAAGCUCUAUUUUUACAAGACCGGGGCUUCAAUAUACUGGGCGGUCACUACGAGUAGGGCGACUGCAACCCUUUGUGCCGAGAAGUGCCGCAGAAAAAUGGACAACCAAAGGCUACCGGUCGAGGCGAAUCCUUUGCGGGUUAAUGCUUCAAAUCAGCCCCAGCAGGCCAAGAGCGACAGCCCGAAGGCACAGAUGAAGUCUGCAACCACGGCACAAACAAAAUCUGCAUCCAUGGUACAGGCAAAAUCUGCAUCUACGGCGCAGGCGAAAUCGGCGUCCAAGGGGCAGGCAAAAUCAGUAUUCGCGGCGCAGGCAAAGUCUGCAUCUGAAGUGAAGCUAAAAUCGACAUCCAAGGUGAAGGCGCAGCCUACACCCAAGACAGAGGCCAAGAUUACAUCCAAGCCAAAGGCAAAAUCUACAUCCACGGCACAGGUACAGCCUACGUUCAAGGCACAAGAAAAGUCUCCAUCCGAGACCCGAGCAAAGCCGACUUCUAAAGCGAAAGCAGCAUCAGCUUCCAAAGCAAAGGCAAAGUCUGUAUCCGAGGCGCAGACAAAGUCUCCAUCCACGGCCUCAACAUUAUCGCCGGCCGCUAAGACAAAAAGUGCCCAGAAAAAAAAGAAAGCUAUAAAGCCCAAUGACCAAAAGGGAGAGCAGCUGGUACAGCCAACUUGA